GCCGCGGCGGCAGCUGCGAAGGCCGACAUCUCGGACGAGAGUGAUAGUGACAGUGAAGAAGAUGCCGGUACCGACCUUGACGGUGUCGUUGGGACUCCCGGAGGACUCCGGCAGAGACACCAAACCCGUCCCGCAAAAAUACCGACUGUCAGCUUCAGCAAUUCCGUGGCCCUUCCGCACGUCAAGCAGGAAGUCUGGCUUCGGUCCGUCAUCUAUCACCUUCGUGAAAACAAGUUUCCACCCGACGCCACGGGCGCGCGCCAGCUUCCGCACGACGACAUUCUGGGCAUCUCCGUGAAAUUCAGAAACAGGAGUGCCGUCAAGGCCUGUCUAGCGCACGGGGCGGACUUGUUUAACCCGAAGCGCGCGCCGAUUGUGACCAGAAAUAAUGUUACAGGCGCCGACUUAUCGGCCCUGCCAGACAUUGUGGAUGGACCACUGCAUGCAGAGCACCAGAAGGAGGGAACUUCUACAAGAGAGAAAUCGAAAGAGACACCAGCAGGUUCUCGAAAGCUACAAGGCCGAUCGGUAAGAGCUGCUGCUGCAAAUAGUACUAACGCCGAGCUUUUCAUCCAGAACAACCUUCUCGAAUACGCGAUCUUGCAGAACGAUAGUGAAAUGGUGAGCAUCCUUCUUUCCGCGGUGCCGACCGAGGACGACUGGCUCGCGCACUCCGAGCUGCAAGCGGUGUUGCGAAAGUCGCUGAAGCACAUUGCGGAUUUGCGAGCUCAGCAAGAACAGCAGAUCCACCUCUCCAACGGCACCCUGACGUUUAAGACCGCACUGCUGACCAACAUCAUUGACGAGCAUUUGCACUUGCUGAAGCACUGGAUUUUGCCGAAACUGCACCUGCAGGACCUCCCGGAAAAAUCCCUGCGAGUCUUCGAAAUGGAGAUGCUGGACUACGCGGGCAUUCACCACGUUACGUUCGCAGAUCUGCAGACGCCGAGCUUUCUGAAGCCGGAGCUGUUUUACCUCUUCGGCGCCUGGCACACCGAGAGCCACGCCGCGGCCGGACCGAGGUCCUCCCGGACUGUGUCAUCUCCCGAAGUGGACGCGAUAUCAGAGAGAGGGAGCUUGCUUUGGGAAAAGCAAAAGACUCUGUCCGUAUCACCGAGCGAAUCGCCCGCAGACUCUAGACGGUCUUCUGUGGACAGCGGCACAGGAGCAGGAGCUGUUAUAGUUCCUGCGACUCGUGAAGAUGAUUCCUUUUGGAAGCACCAGAUCAAGGGAAAUACAACCCUCCUGGAAAAACUGAAAACCGCCAAUGCCACGGUGCAAGUCGGUAGUGGUCUUGCGCCUGCUGGUCACCAGUACGCGGCUACUAGAGCGGAACAUCCCCUGAUGCAGGAAGAGUAUCAUGUUCAUGUCAGCGGCGAUCCAGGUAUUCCCGAAGAUCCAUUGGCGGGUGCACUACUCGAUACGCUGUUUGAUGACGAUGAAGACGAUUCCGGUCCAGCUCCAAGUGAUGAAGAAGAGGAAGCUGACAGUGCUAAUGCCCUGCCCUUCUCGGCGGGUGGAUUGGCUUUCGGAACAACGACUUCUGUCGGCGAGCAGCAGGAGGAAAGAAGCGCUUCUCGUUUUCACCGUCGAAAUGCAGCGACAGCGAGUGGUUUCCAGUACCACUACCAAGAAGAAACCUUUGAACCGAUCGCAGGUCCCCCGCGGCCACAAGACGCGGCGCAGCGGCAAGAUCUUCUGAGACGUGCUCAUCUACUUGACAAGGCUCGUCUCCUUCACAAGCAGAAUAAACAAGAAAGGGUCAACAUUCACGACCUACAUCCUGGCCUCAUCGUGUCACGAAGCACUGCUAGCGCACCACAGCUUGUGGACGACAGAGGCGGCGGCGUUUACUCGUCCGAGAAUGAUGAAGAGAGCUGCGCCAGCUCUGAAUAUGGACACCGAGAGGGCGAAGCUGCAGAAGGGGCUUUGAGCAAGGCAUUCGAGAGACUCGUUCUGAGCGGGGAGAUUCACGGCACCGCGGCUGAGCGGCAGCAAGUUCUGCUAGCCCCUGCUCCAGCUCGCAGCGAUACUGCAGCUUGUUUAGGCGGAGCGUCCGGCAGUCGUGCCGGACCUCACAUUCUUGACGCCCUGGCACUGCCGAUACCGUGUCAUGAAAGUUUUACAAGUCCUCCGGUAGUACCUCCCUCGGCCGCGCGUCGUUCUCCUUCCUCAUCGUCUUCCGGCGCCCACGAUAGUACAUAUCUAAGCGUCCCUCACACCGGCAGGCCAAUGAUUCCGAUGAUCCCGACGAGUGCGACCUCCUCGUCCCCGCCACCCACGGACGGGCCAACGCUUUGCACACCUUUAGUACGGUUGGCAGCGGGGGCAGUAGUGCCACCCGCUUCAGAUACAGAUUCCGUUCCAGCAGGAGCUGUUCCCCAGCGUUGCCGUUGGUUGGACGCCUCCCUUCGAACCGGAAUACUGGGACCGCCGCGCAGCGCGACGCCUGUCAUAGGCGAAGAUGAAGUUGUGAUGGAUGACCCUUUAGUGCAGCAGCCGUGUGUAUUUUCUCCACCUCCAGGAGUGCCCGCGCCGGUGUUCCCAAGCAGGCAGAUAGAACGACACCACGAGGAGGAUCGAGAUCUUCCGUGGGCAGUGUCUGCUCGUGUGCAGCUAGCGUCUGCUGCGGAGGAAUAUCAUGAACAGCAUGCCGUGCAAGUCGAGCAGUUUCAUGCUGCGGAAGCGGCUCAGCCGUCUGAACCUGAAGCGGACCAGGAGUUGCACCAACAUGAUCCAAGUACUACACGCAGCGCGCUGGGCAGUUUUAUUUCCAUUUCGUCCGAUUCUGCAUCGGAAGGUUCUUUCUACGAGGGCGAGCAGCUUCUGCAAAACGGUCGUCCUUCCGGUAGCUACACGUGCGCAGAGUUAGAUCCGGAGAUGCUACGAAUUCUGCUGCAACUCAAGCCGUCACUGAUUCUGGAUCCCUUUUUGGCGAAUAAUGAAGCGGAAGCACGAACAGCUUUACCUUUAUUACCCCGGGACGAGGAUAAUUACCCUCAGAAGUCUGAAGAAGCUGAGUACCACGGUAACUUACUGCACAUCAUCUUUGGCAGUCAGCAGUAUUUGCACUUUACGCUGGAUGACGAAUUUGAAGCGAGGACUAGAAAUGCGAGCUCGGACGUUGAUAACCAAGGUGGAACAGCGGAGGAUAUUCUGAAUUUUACCGAGCAAGAUGAAGAACAAUACCAGCACUCACGCCUGGCUGAGGAUAAGUACCCGUGGCUGAUCUUUGACGAGGCCACCUGUGGCUUCGAGCACCGGGUUAAAUUUGCGAAAGUUGUCCUGGAAGUGCUGCAGCAGCAGGGAAAAGCGACAAAUCCUAGUGCCGAUAAUCAAAAUUUCGAGCACACGUACUGGUCGGACCAAGAGGGGCCCCGCGGGAGGCCCGGUAGCGUCCCGAGCGCCGGGCGGAGGAGCAGCAGUAACUCAACUAGUUCUACCGCCGGACGGUAUCAGCACACCAGCAGACCUCUCGUCAGUCUGGCGAUUGGGGUGCAGCGUCACCAGCACCUGGGUCGUAGUCAUUCCUUCGCCUCCGUCCUGUCAUCUUCUUCUGGCACCAGCUACAGCGACCCGCCUCGACGUCUCCAUGACGAGCAGCUCAAAAGUAUUAAUCCCAACAUUUUGAAGCGUGCCGAUCGGGAUCGAGAUGGGAGCACUCCCUUUGCGCUCAUGAUCCGAAGCUUCCGCAUGGCUGUCCAGGAAGUCGGUUUUGUGACCGCGGCGCAACACACCGCUUGGAAAGAGGCUUUGGACAUGUUCGACGGUGCGAGCAUCCCAGAGGACGGUAGUUACUUCAAGGAGCUUCUCCUGAUCGAAGACGCGUACGAGGACAAAGAGCACGCAAGCGUUGUCAUCGCAGAGCUCGUGUUUGACUUGGCAAGAAACCGCCAGGGCGAGCUGGCCCGUAUCAUUCGUUUCUGGGACAACUACUCCAGCCAGAGUUCCCGCACGACCCGCACCCCAAACCAGGCUUCGCAGGCGUUAUGCCUGGUUUACGGCCUCACGCAGUUAUGGUCCGGGGCCUUCAACGAUGUGUAUCAUCAGGCGUACGGUUCGCGGAAUUCCAAUUACCAACCCGGACACGCGAAUGCCUUCGUGCAGGGUUUCCUGUCCUUCUUGACAACCACGACGGGCAACGAACAAAAUUUCGUACCUAGAACAACGAGGACCCAGCAAGCGGCGACUGCUGCCCAGGCUGGAGAUGAACAAGGUAGCUCGGUAGGAGGUGCCGGGCUCCGGGGCGGGCGGGCUCCUGUGGGAAGUUGUGCACCAGUAGAACAAGCUGCUUCUGGACUAUCAGCUUCAGGAGGCCUACCAACCUCCGCCAGUCCAACUUCUAAUGGCACGACUUCGAGGACCAGCGCAGCUGCUCCUGCUCCUGCUGACAUUGUUUCUAACCAGGUGCAGGUCACUUCGGAUCUGAACUUUUUUCUGGACCAACACCACUCCGUCCUUUCUGUCUUUCUGCACCUCCUGCUCGAUUCAUUCAACGCAAUGGUCGUCACUUGCAGCGACACUACCGGCACUCCAGUUGUACCAACUUCACGAGCAGGUCGUGUGCAUCAGCUGCUGUGGCCGGCGCACAACUACAAGCAGGGCCCAUCCACUUCGUCGAGAAUGGGGAGCAAAGAUCUCGCUUCUGGUAGCGACGGUCCUGAAAAAAAAAAAUCUGGGGCAGCUGCUGGUG
Molecule: messenger RNA, 4693 nt
Organism: Amoebophrya sp. A120
Lineage: Eukaryota; Dinophyceae; Syndiniales; Amoebophryaceae
Source: the annotation of a GenBank genome assembly